Molecule: messenger RNA, 2088 nt
Organism: Bipolaris oryzae ATCC 44560
Lineage: Eukaryota; Fungi; Ascomycota; Dothideomycetes; Pleosporales; Pleosporaceae
Exons: 3
Coding region: 1-2088 (695 amino acids)
Biological process (GO): lipid metabolic process
Cellular component (GO): cytosol
Molecular function (GO): acetoacetate-CoA ligase activity
Source: RefSeq, a predicted model, not a curated record
AUGAGCGACACCAACGGCGUCAAUGGCGCCAGUGGCACUCCAUCGGCCUCCAAACUUUUGUGGAAGCACCCCUCUCCGCAGUCUACCCCAAUGUACCGCUUCCUCGAGUCAGUGAACAAGACACACACUCUCCAACUGUCAGACUACCCACAGCUACAUCAAUGGAGCAUCGAUCAUGUCGAUGCCUUUUGGAAGAGCACGUGGGAUUUCGUCGGCAUCAGACACAACGGAACGCCGUCAUCGACGGUGGAUCCAGAUGCCUCCAUGUUUCCACGACCGCCUUUCUUUCCAGGGGCGACGUUGAAUUUUGCCGAGAACCUGUUGUUCCCUACCCAGGAAGUUGAUGCCGAAUCACCUGCUGUCAUUGCUGCAACCGAGACCACGCGAGAGACAGUGACAUGGAAGGAACUAAGAGAUAGGGUACAGCGAUGCCAGGCAGGCAUGCUAUCUCUAGAUCUCAAGGAGGGCGAUCGAGUUGCGGGUUAUGUUGCCAAUCACACGAACGCACUGGUUGCUAUGCUCGCAGCGACAUCGUUAGGAGCAGUCUGGACAGCCAUCAGUCCAGAUACAGGUGUACAUGCUGUCUUAGACAGACUGCGCCAAAUAGAGCCAUCACUCCUUUUUGUCGACAAUGCUUCCUUCUACAACGGCCGGAGCCAUCCAGUCUUGCCCAAGGUCAUUGAGAUUACCAGGGAACUUCCUACUCUCCAGGCUGUUGUUGUUUUCCAAACAGUUGCAUCCGUUGCAGUUGACGCUGGUUCAAUACCUGUUGCAUCAGGAAAGGCAUACGACUACGCUACUUUUGCUUCGCUCAAGUCAACAGCAGAGCUCGAAUUCAGGCAACUGCCGCCAGACCAUCCAGUCUACAUACUAUACUCGAGCGGCACGACCGGAGCACCCAAGUGCAUCGUGCAUGGAGCUAUUGGUACGUUGCUCCAGCACAAAAAGGAACAUAUUCUCCACUGCUCGAUUGCGCCCCAAUCACGGCUUUUCUACUUCACCACCUGUACUUGGAUGAUGUGGCACUGGCUCGUCAGCGGACUAGCGUCAGGGGCCACGUUGGUUCUGUACGAUGGGUCGCCGUUUCGCUACGUGGACCGCUUCGAUCCCUCGACAUCCGUGGCGGAUGAUCUCGCAAUGCAUCGCCUCAUUGAUGAGUUCGGCAUUACGCACUUCGGUACCUCUGCCAAGUACCUAUCUAUCCUAGAACAAAAAUCGGUCGAUCCAGCCGCAGCUGGCCUUGGUCUUGAUACGCUCGAGGCAAUCUACUCGACCGGCUCUCCACUGGCACCAUCGACGUUUUCCUAUGUAUACUCGGCAUUCCCGUCGUCUAUCAAUCUCGGUAGCAUAACUGGAGGCACGGACAUUAUCUCGCUCUUUGGCGCGCCUAACCCGCUGCUUCCAGUUUACGAGGGUGAAAUCCAGGGCCCUGGUCUGGGCAUGGCUAUUGCUGCAUAUGAUUUCACAGGCGCCGAUAUUUCGUCGUCAGGCGAACCAGGCGAUUUGGUUUGCACCAAGCCAUUCGUAUGCCAGCCUGUAGCAUUCUGGGGCACUGAUGGCGAGGCAAAGUACCGCAAGUCGUACUUUGAAAUGUUUACCAACGAAAAGAAACAACCCGUGUGGCAUCACGGCGAUUUUGUGCGCUUCAACCCAGAGACUGGUGGAGUCUGGAUGCUUGGCCGCAGCGAUGGUAUCCUCAAGCCUGCUGGCGUGCGAUUCGGAUCCGCCGAGAUUUACAACGUGGUGCUCCAGCAUUUCCCAGAAGACGUGGCCGACGCACUAUGUAUCGGCCGUAGAAGAGAAACAGACACGGAUGAAACUGUAGUGCUGUUCCUCAAGAUGGCAGAUGGCCGCAAAAUAUCAUCCGACCUGGUCGACAGGAUCAAGUUGACGAUCAAGAAGUCGCUGAGCGCACGCCAUGUUCCUGCGAUUGUAGAUGAGUGCCCGGAAAUCCCAGUGACGACCAACGGCAAAAAGGUUGAAGGAGCGGUCAAGCAGAUUCUGUGCGGAAUGAACGUAAAGACAAGUGCCAGCGUGGCUAAUGCUGAAUGUUUGGAUUGGUAUCGCGAAUGGGCGCGUACGCACUGA